AUGGCCCGUUCAAUGCUUGCAAGGAGGUUCUGGUCGUCACCCUCUUUGGUCUCCAAACCGUCAAUAUGUCUCUCUUGUAGGGCCAGCAUCAGAGGACUGUCUUCUUCCCGAACACAGAGCUCUGCCCAGACCGAGGCUCAAAACAAGUUACUGGGUGAGCAUCUUAAAGAAGCAGAUCCCGAGAUCUACGAGAUUUUGCAGCGCGAAAUACGUCGCCAGAGACAUUUCAUCAAUCUUAUCCCUUCCGAAAACUUCACCUCCCAGGCUGUGUUGGAUGCCUUGGGCAGUGUAAUGCAAAACAAGUACUCAGAGGGAUAUCCCGGGGCACGAUACUAUGGAGGCAAUGAACAUAUCGACGAGUCCGAGAGACUGUGUCAAAAGCGCGCUCUGGAGACAUAUCGCCUGAAUCCAGAAGAAUGGGGGGUCAAUGUCCAACCCUUGUCCGGCUCUCCCGCGAACCUUUACGCCUACUCGGCCCUCCUUAACACGCACGACCGUAUCAUGGGUCUCGAUCUUCCCCACGGUGGCCACUUGUCUCACGGUUACCAGACUCCCACCAAGAAGAUUUCCAUGAUCUCCAAAUACUUUGAGACCCUUCCAUAUCGCCUGGACGAAUCGACAGGGUUGAUUGACUACGAAAAGAUGCGCGAGCUCGCUCUCUUGUACCGACCCAAAGUCAUUAUCGCUGGAACCUCUGCGUACAGUCGACUGAUUGACUACGAACGCAUGCGAGCCAUAUCUGAUGAGGUGGGUGCUUACCUGCUAUCUGAUAUGGCUCACAUAUCUGGUCUGGUCGCUGCCGACGUGAUCCCAAGCCCGUUCCAAUACUCGGACGUGGUCACAACUACCACGCACAAAUCCCUCCGUGGCCCUCGAGGAGCUAUGAUCUUCUACCGUAAAGGCGUACGCCGAACAAAUAAAAAAGGCGACAAGGAGAUGUACGACCUCGAGGGUCCCAUCAACGCAUCCGUGUUCCCAGGCCACCAAGGCGGUCCGCAUAACCACACCAUUACCGCUCUCGCAGUUGCACUGAAACAGGCCCAAACGAAAGGAUUCAAGGAGUACCAGAAGACGGUUCUGACCAAUGCCAAAGCCCUUGCUGAACGCCUCGGCAAUUCUGCAUAUACAGGUGGUCUGGGCUACAACAUUGUCAGUGGCGGGACAGAUAACCAUCUAGUCCUGGUCGACUUGAAGUCGAAGGGCAUUGACGGUGCUCGCGUCGAACGAGUACUCGAGUUGUGCGGCGUAGCUGCGAACAAGAACACGGUUCCUGGAGACAAAUCGGCCCUGAGGCCUGGAGGGUUGAGGAUGGGCUCGCCUGCCAUGACCACAAGAGGUUUCCAGCCAAGCGAUUUCACCCGCGUGGCAGAGAUCGUCGAUCGGGCGGUGUCGAUUGCGAUCAAGGUGGACAAAAGCGCCCGGUCGGAUGCGGAAGCGAAGGGAAAGAAGAAUCCGGGAGCAGUCAAGAGCUUCCUAGAUUACCUGAAGGACGGGACCGAAGUGGCCGAAAUCUUGACGCUGAGGCAGGAAGUGGAGGAUUGGGUUGGGACAUUUGCAGAGCCGUGGAUCAAAGACAAGGACACAAACACUCGUUGA
This is a messenger RNA of Fonsecaea erecta, 1596 nucleotides long. RefSeq lists its product as hypothetical. The transcript has 5 exons. The record is from RefSeq and is a predicted model, not a curated record. The coding region runs from base 1 to 1596 and encodes 531 amino acids. Gene Ontology annotation, molecular function: cobalt ion binding; serine binding; pyridoxal phosphate binding. Lineage: Eukaryota; Fungi; Ascomycota; Eurotiomycetes; Chaetothyriales; Herpotrichiellaceae. Gene Ontology annotation, cellular component: cytoplasm. Gene Ontology annotation, biological process: folic acid metabolic process; L-serine catabolic process; tetrahydrofolate interconversion.